Messenger RNA from Mesorhabditis spiculigera, 897 nucleotides. The record is from the annotation of a GenBank genome assembly. NCBI's taxonomy places the organism in Eukaryota, Metazoa, Nematoda, Chromadorea, Rhabditida, Rhabditidae.
AUGCUGCUGACGUGCUUCAACUGCGCCACGUGCAAGAAGCCGUUCGACUGCAAGGAGGACAUGCCGAACACGCCGGUGCUGGGCGAUCCGGCAAAAGUCACGAAUUGUGCGGGAUGCGAGGACAAGGGCCCCGAACAAGUGCCGUACCGCGGGCUGCUCCAAUUUCUCGACCAGCCUGGGCUGGAGAAGACGGAUACCGGAUACGAAUACACCGGCCAGAUCGUCUACCCGAGUUGCAAGGAGUGCGGCGUCAAACUGAACAUCUCCAAGUUGGCCUACAAGUUGGGAUGCGGUCACUGGACGUGCUGCCACAACAAGGGGCCAGUGAAAUGUUUGGAAUGCGAAACGAUGGAUGAAGGAGGGUUGUUAUGGCACGAUUCGCGGAUACGCAAGUUUUUAGAAGAAGACGACAACCAUCUACGCGAGGAGGGCCUACAGCAAUGCGGAGACUGUGGCCUCGUCCACCAAUUUUCACACCUAUUUCGGUGCAUGGAUUGCACGAUUACCGCAUGCGGGGUGUGCGCCUUCAAAAUACAUCGACAGCACGAGGUUUCUGAACUUCUCGAGCUCGAGCUGGAUGUCAUCAACAAAGUGGCCAAGGACCGAUUUGAUGAAGCGGUCACCGGGCUGGCGGGAAAUCUACGAUAUCUGCACCAAGAGGUCGAUAAGGCUGUGGAAGCCCUAAAAGCCAUGGGAAUUCAACGCCUCGAAAAGACGAAGAAGCUCGACUCGUUUCCGAAAGCGAAAAAGGCGCUCGCGCCGAUCAAAGAGGCGGCAAAGGAAUUUGAGGAAUAUUGCGAGGAGUACUUCCCGAUGAUGCGCAUUUUCACGGUGAAGAUUCGGCGGUUGAACGAGCAACUUGAUACAAAGGAAAUCCAAGAAAUCAAAGAUACCAAU